Molecule: messenger RNA, 1490 nt
Organism: Magallana angulata
Lineage: Eukaryota; Metazoa; Mollusca; Bivalvia; Ostreida; Ostreidae
Product: mitochondrial ribosome-associated GTPase 1-like
Exons: 1
Coding region: 54-1016 (320 amino acids)
Cellular component (GO): mitochondrion
Molecular function (GO): GTP binding; GTPase activity
Source: RefSeq, a predicted model, not a curated record
UAUCCGGGCACUCGAUUAAUGGCUGCGCCCAUGUGGGGAAAAAUGUGAAAGAAAUGUCAAACAAAUUCUUGACGUUUUCUGGAAAUUUUAGGAAGACAUUCGCACUUCCAGAGGGACACAGAGUACAAUGGUUCCCCGGGCACAUGCAGAAGGGCAUCGCGCAGCUUUUGGCGCGUCUGAGAUCGAUUGAUUGUGUGCUGGAGAUUCACGAUGCGAGGAUUCCGUUCUCUGGGCGCACACCUUUGUUCAAAGACAUGAUGAAAAUGAAAGCACACGUGUUACUUCUGAAUAAAUGUGAUUUAGCAGACCUGAGCAGGAAAACAGAUAUCGUGAAGAAACUACAGGAAGAAGGGGUGGAUAAAGUGUUGUUUACUAACCUAACAGCGGCCAAUUCUAAAAUCAUAAAGCAUCAGUUGUUUCCAUUAGUGGUUGAGGCUAUCCACAGUAAGCCUCGAUAUAACAGAGAGACAGCGGAGGACUACGAAAUGGCGGUAAUCGGUGUACCUAAUGUAGGAAAAUCAACUUUUAUAAACUACGUAAGACGCUCACAUACAACCAUCAAGAAAAAGAGUCUGCGGGUCGGAGCCGUCGCAGGUGUGACAAAGGUGCUGUCAGGAAAAAUCCGAGCCAAUUUUAAUCCCCCGGUUUUUCUAAUGGACACUCCGGGAAUUCUGACCCCACAGGUUUCCGACCUAGAAGAGGGGAUGAAGUUGGCCCUCUGUGGGUGUUUCCCCGACCAUGUUGUGGGUGAGGACCUUAUCGCUGAUUAUAUGUUGUUUUGGUUUAACAAAAACAGUGACUUUAGAUACGUGGAACAUUUCGGUCUACCUGAACCAACGGACAAUGUUAAAGUUCUCCUUAACCAUGUAGCAAAGGAGAAUCAGUUAGUGAAACGAAUAAAGUCGCCGGACUCUAGGGAACAUCAGUUUUUUCCCGAUUACGUUGCAGCAGCCACGCUAGUCUUAAAACAGUUCAGAGAGGGAGGGUUCGGACCUGUGUUAUUGGAAGAUUUCUAAGUCUGCUGAGCCAAGUUUGUCAUGUGUUGCUAAAACAAUAUCUGUAAGCAUAUAUAUCUGACAUGAUAAUCUAGACGAUCUAGGACAAUGGCCUGUGUUAUUCAUGUUAUUGGAGAAUUUUGUCAUGGCCGGGCAGUGCCCCUCCUUUAAGUUUUUUAAUGAAAAAGUUCAUGAUUUAUAUGUUUAGAUAUAUAUCAACAUCUGCCGUGUUAAUCUAAGUGAUCUAGUAAAGCACCUGUGUUAUUUGAGGACUCCUUAUUCUGCUGCCCUAAAUUGUGUGUUACAAAAUUAUAGAUUCCUAUGGUUUUACAUAUAUUUGCCUCUAACAUAAUAUUAAAUCACAUUGAUUUAAGACAGGACACAAACAAUUCUCAUUACUUCUGAAGAAAAUAUGUAGAGGCAUUCCCCUGACAUAGGACAAAUUUUUGAUUAUGUUUUUGCAAUGUUAAUUUUUUGCCACAAGAGUUGAGGAAA